This is a messenger RNA of Mercenaria mercenaria, 5625 nucleotides long. RefSeq lists its product as uncharacterized. The record is from RefSeq and is a predicted model, not a curated record. The transcript is spliced from 9 exons. The coding region runs from base 60 to 4565 and encodes 1501 amino acids. NCBI's taxonomy places the organism in Eukaryota, Metazoa, Mollusca, Bivalvia, Venerida, Veneridae.
UGUGGCCUUUUAAAUAAACACCUAUGUUGUCGUUCCUGAAAUGCGAGUAAAAAUAAAACAUGGCAUUUACAUGUGCAGUAAAGAAAUGUUCAAAUGGUUCAUACUGGCUUAAUAAAUGGAAAAAUCAGUUAUGCGAAAAAUGCGGCUGUUUACACAAGGAAAGGGAAUGCCGUUGCGACCCGCCAUUUAGAUUGUACACCUUCCCUACAGAAAAUAAAAAUCCAGAGAAAAGAGAACAGUGGAAGCAGCUGAUUGGCCGCCAUGAUGGGAAAAGGCUGUGGUCGCCUUCUAAAGAUAGUAGAGUUUGUAGCGACCAUUUUAUAGAAGGAGAGCCAACUUGCCAGAAUCCAUUUCCAACAUUAAAACUUGGUCAUGAGGAAAGAGAAGCACAUUUCAAACGAAGGAGUCACUUUAAAGGACCUGAUCCAAAGAGGCUGAAAGAAACAGCGAGUCUAAAGCCAAAUACUGAAAGUGAGAUAUCAAACGUUGUAGGUCAGGGUCACACUGAAAAAAGAGACGAUCGUGAAAUUAAAAGUUUUUGUGAUAAGCCCGUAGUGUCAUCUGUUGUAACGCUUGAAGAAAAUGAAGAAAUGAGGUUAGGACCAAGGAGACAUUACGGCUGUAUUUGUAGAAAUUACAGAGAAAAAAUUAUCGAUGGACAGAGUAUUACAUUACAUCGGUUUCCAGCAGAUGAUAAACUAAGAAAUGCUUGGAUUAAACAGAUUAAAAUCCAUGACCCAAAUUUCAUUACAGACUGGGCUAAUGCUUAUGUGUGCUCGGCACACUUUGUUGGUAACCAAAUACCUAAUGUGUUUACAAUAAAUAAACAAAGAGAGGGUCAGGAGCAGGUUGGCAAAUCAGCAAAGAUGGUGAGUACCGGUACUGGUACACAAAUAAAUUGUGGAUAUUUUAUCCAGGAGGCUGCGAAGGCUGUUGAAAUUGAAAACAUGACUGCUACAACAUGUAGCACUCCACUUGCGACUUUGCCUGCUCCAUGCAGUAGGUCAGCAAAUACAGACAGAUUGUACUAUUCCAGGAGGGAACCAGUGUUAUACUGGAUGCAUAGGUUCUGUUUGUUGGCCAAGUCAACACAGGAAAUAGUUCCCAACAGGGACUACAAACAGGUUUUAUAUGAGGCCGGACUUGGGGAGAGGACGAUAACUUUUUUAAAAGAUGCAUACCCUGAAAGUUUCAAGUCAAAUCUGGAAAAUGCUUUUCCUAAGUUAAAGGACUGUUCUGGGUUUGAGCUGCUAAGAACCACCUUAGACAGUAGAUUACUGCUGGAGGUUAUGAAAAUGCCUGCUGGUGGAUUCACAGCUGCAUACCUGGCAAAUGAAAGUAAUCUGGGCAAGGCUGUGUGCUACAUACGCCCAAUGCAAAAAGACAUACCCAUUGAUGAAGGAAGAAAACAGACAGUGAAUACCGGUACCCAAAUAGAACCUGAGGCUGCUGAGGCUAUGGAAAUUGAAUACAUGACUGCUACAACAUGUAGUACUCCACUGGUGACUUUUCCUGUUCCAUACAAACAGUCAUCCUACAUGUCAGCAAAUAAAGAUAGAUUGUACAAUACAAGGGAGGAACCAAUGUUGUACUGGAAGCACAGGUUCUGUUUGUUGGCCAACUCAACACGGAAGAUGGCUCCAACAAAGGACUACAGGCAAGUUUUAUUUGAGGCCGGACUUGGGGAGAGGAAAAUAACUUUUUUAAAAGAUGCAUACCCUGAAAGUUUCAAGUCAAAACUGGAAGAUGUUUUUCCCAAAUUGAAGGACUGUUGUGGGUUUGAGCUGCUAAGAACCACCUUAGACAGUAGAUCACAACUGGAGGUUAUGAAAAAGCCUGCUGGUGGAUUCACAGCUGCAUACCUGGCAGAUGAAAGUAGUCUGGGUCAGGCCAUGUGCUACAUACGGCCGAUGCAAAAGGACAUACCCAUUGAUGAAGGAAAUACAAAGGAGGCGGCUGAGGCUGUGGAAAUUGAAAACGUGACUGCUACAACAAGUUGUACUCCACUUCGGUCAUCCUACAGGUCAGCAAAUACAAACCGAUUGUACUAUACCAGGGAGGGACCAAUGUUGCACUGGACGCACCGAUUCUGUUUGUUAGCCAACUCAACACAGGAGAUGGCUCCCAACAGGAACUGCAGACAAGUUUUAUUUGAGGCCGGACUUGGGGAGAGGAAGAUAACUUUUUUAAAAGAUGCAUACCCUGAAAGUUUCAAGUCUAAGCUGGAAGAUGUUUUCCCCAAAUUAAAGGACUGUUGUGGAUUUGAGCUGCUAAGAACCAGGUUAGACAGUAAAAUACAACUGGAGGUUAUGAAAAUGCCUGCUGCUGGAUUCACGACUGCGUACCUGGCAGAUGAAAGUAAUCUGGGUCAGGCCGUAUGCUACAUACGGCCGUAUCAAAAGGACAUACCCAUUGAUGAAGGAAGAAAACAGACAUGUGUUGGAGCUGAGGACAGGCCAGCUGAGGUGUAUUUAGACAUUGAUUGUGUAAAUAUUAAGACAGAGGACAACUUUGAGCUUGAGGAUGAUGUCACUAACUAUACUGAGGAUGGUGUAAACUUGAAUAGCAAUGAUAAUGUCACUUCCAAUGCUAUGAAUGUUGAGAUUAUUAAAACUGAGAAUGAUGUCAUUGAUAAGUCUUUAGAUGUUGUUACCCUGAAAGAAGGGGACAGUGCCACUUUUAAAACUGAGAAUGAUGUCACUGAUGAUACUGUGGAUGGUAUCACUAUUAAAGAAGAGGUUAGCUCCAUUUUCAAUAAUGAGUAUAAUAUCACUGACUAUGCUAUGGAUAGUGCCAAUAUUAAAGCAGGGGAUGAUGUCACCAUUAAAAUUGAGAAUGAUAUCACUGAUAAUACUGUUGAUGAUGUUACUGCUAAAGCUGAGAAUGAUGUCACUGAUAAAACUGAGAAUAGUGUAAACUUUAAUAGCAAUGAUGAUGUCACUUUCAAUACUAUAAAUGUUGCCAUUAUUAAAACUGAGAAUAAUAUUAAUGAUGAUUCUUUGGAUGGCGUUACUAUUAAAGCAGGGAAUAGCGCUACUUUUAAAACUAAGAAUGAUGACACUGAUAAAACUGCGGUUGGCAUUACUGUUAAAACUGAGAAUGAUGUCACUGAUAGUACUGUGGAUAGGUUAACAAUUGAAGCAAGGGAUGAUACUGAGGAUGAUGUCAUUUUUAAGAAUGUGGAUGAUUUCCCUAUUGGGACAGAGAAUGAAGUCACUGUUAUGACAGAGAAUAAUGUCACCUCCAGGACAGAGGAUGGUGUCCCUUUUAAUAUUGUAGGUGAUUCGCUCGAGUAUGAUGAUAUCACUGAGGAUAUCCCUAAUCUGGCUGCGAAUGUUGAUAAGGAGGAAGAGUACAGUCCUGGUGUACUGGGUGAAGUGAAUAUUAAGAACUCAAGCACAUCUUUGGUGUUGGUUGAAAUGAGAGACCCAAAUACAUGUAUAUAUUCUUUAAUGAAUAAAAACACAAGCACUCCUGUGUUAGAUGUUAUGGAAUGGAAGAACACAGGCACACCCAUGGUUCAGGACCAGUUUGAAAUUCGCAAAACAAUGUCAUUGUUGUUCCACGACUAUUGCAGUAAAUCACCACAUGUUAAUAAUGAAAUGAAACCUAACCAGGAAGAGAAAUUGAAGCACUAUUGUCAUCGUUGCACACAGACUAGUGAAACUAGUUCCACGCAGACAGAUAAAAUUGUAUCAAAUAGCCCAAAGACCAUUAUACCAGAGCUCAGAAUUGAAGAUAUUGCACAAGAUAGCAGUAGUGUUAUGUUCUACACUGGUCUCUCAAAUAUUGAAACAUUUUAUGCUCUGUUCGAUGAACUGAAAGACAUCGACAGAAAUAAUGCAGGCAAUGAAAGCAAGAGAUAUGAUUUAGGAAUGUUAAGAAAAGUUGAUGAACUUUUAUUGGUUUUAAUGAGGCUUAGAUUAGGGCUGCUUAUUGAAGAUUUAGCAUAUAGAUUUCAUAUAACAAAGACAAGUUGUGCACACAUAUUUGCGAAGUGGAUAUCACAUCUAAGUCUCAAAUUAGACAUAUUAAUGGCCUGGCCAGAGUCUCGAUUUAAGAGCACUAGAAAGCCUUUAUUUAGAAGUAAUCGUAACAAUACGCUGAGUAUACAGUUGAUAGAAUUUCCUAGAAGUCCCAGUUUUUGUAAAGCAUUGAUUGGAAUAACUCCUGAUUCGAAAAUCAAGUUCGUAUCUGACUUCUAUCGACAAACUGUUGAUGAAAGAAAUCUCACAGAAGCUUGUGGAUUAUUGGAUUUGCUACAUCCAGGAGACACUCUUGUUGCUGAGAGAUGGUUUCAUUCUUUAUCAGACUUAACUGCUAAACGUGGCAUCCGCUUGUUGUUACCAUCUGAUAAAAAUGACACAAAAAUCCAGAUAAGUGGGGGAAACAGUUUAAAAGAAUCAAAACAUGUUAAAGGUUUACAAAUGGUUACCAAACUUAUAGGACAGAGGAUAAGACAUUUCAGGAUACUUGGGGAAAUGUUUGUUUCACUACCAAUGGAAAGGGAAAUCUGGAAAAUUUGUGCUGGUUUAACAAAUCUGCAGCCACCAAUAAUACUUUGAUAGCAGAUAAAUGAGUUAAGUAGAAAGCCGAAGAAAAUGGACAUUGCAAUUUAUGUCAGAAUUUGUUUAUCUUACUUUUUGAAAUUCAGAUAGACUUUCCAAAUGUAUAUCUUCAUAUCGUAAUAACUGCAUUGCCAGUCAUACAGUUGAGUUUUGUAAAUGAACAUAUGAGCCGCGCCAUGAGAAAACCAACAUAGUGUAUUUGCGACCAGCAUGGAUCUAGACCAGCCUGUGAUUCCGCACAGUCUGGUCAGGAUCCAUGAUGUCUGCUAACGGUUUCUCUAAUUGUAAUAGGCUUUGAAAGUGAACAGCAUGAAUCCUGACCAGACUGCGCAGAUGCGCAGACUGGUCUGGAUCCAUGCUGGUCGCAAACGCACUAUGUUGGUCUUCUCAUGGUGCGGCUCAUAUAAAAUAAAUGUUCCAGGAUACUUUUAAAGUAUUAUAGAUUGAUGUAGCUUAUUUCUACUCCCACAUAAUUUUUUUCUGGGGAGGGGGCGACACCUAAAUUUGCUCUUGUCUGUAUGCCAAUCCAUCCAGAUUUGUGUUGUGCAUAUCUCAAAAUGUAUUUGACCUAAUUCGGGUAAAGUCAUUCAACCUCACAGGAUUUUUAUUCAUCAUAGGAAGUUGUGCACCUGGUGUUUUAAUAGGAUUUCACAGAACCAGACAAGAGUUAUGGUCCAUGACUUAGUCAAAACUAUGCAUAAGAUAGACUUAAAAGUUUGUUUCAAAGGCUCUCGAAAUAUAAUUGAUGUAGGAUUUUGAAACAUUAAAGGAAUAUUAUUAAGUGUGUGAAGUUGUGACCUGGGGUUUGUUUGAGAUUUAACUCUGCCAGGCCAGACUUAACCUUGAUUUCAUAGUGUCAAAUAUUCUGGACAAGUUUUAUGAAAAUGAAAUAGAAACACUAUUAUCAUCUUUAUAUUACCAUCCUAUAAUUGCAGGUUAGUAAUCUAUAACACACAAAGUCCUGUAUUUGCACUAUCAGGACUUUUACACACCUAAUUGUAGAAGUAUUAAAUAGUGCGUCUUCUUUGCAUAAAAUAAAUUAUCUACUUCUUCACCA